AUGGCGGCUACAGCUGCACGUUGCAUUCGUUCUCUGUCCCGUUCUUCAACUGUGGUGAGCUCUGAGAUCAUAUCUUUUUUUAUGUUUUCAGUUUUAAGAUUUAGUUAAAUCAUAUGAUUACCUUUUGCAGCUGUCUUCAAGCAUCACGAGGCAUACUUCACAAAGUAAGUUUUCCUCCAGUGGAGUGAUUGUAUUUUGUGAACAUUGUAUGAUGAGCCGACGUUAUCGACGUUAUAUCCUUUAACCGGAUUAUAAAUCAGGUUGUUUUAAUCUAGUUGUUAGACCUUCUGUCAACGAAACUAAAGCUUCUUUUCCUCACUGAACUAAGUAGCCCUGCAUUCUGUAGUAUUCUGUGGUUGUCCCCAACCUAUAUCAACGGUAGUUGUGAGAGUUUACCUUUUCAUCACUGAUCAGUACAUUGUGGUGUCUGAUGACCUCCAUUCUCCUUUUGUCUCCCAGUGUAAUUCUAAUGAUAUUGUCAACAAGUAAAUUGUCACCAAAUACUUCAUGAUUAUUUUUGGUUAAGAGAGUCAAUAGUAAGAAAAGCACACGUUAAUUAUGUAAUACACAGCAUCAUUAGGGUGUAAAAUGGCCUAAUAUUAACAGAAAAAAAUGCACUUUAUUUGAGUGUCAAUUAGCCUGCGCGCAGACGAAAUUAAACUCUGGUUAACUCCGUCUGCGAAACAGCGCCGAAAUCCUUGUUCUGGACUUCCAGCUGUGUACCCAGAUUUGAGUACGCGCCACGAUUGGCCAGUUAAAAAAGGCCUUUGUUUUGUUUGUCGUGAUCGCCAAUCAGGUUGAAGGGGAAUUCGAAACGCACUUCCGGUAAUUCGUUGAGUCGGCUGGCGGUCCAGAACAAGGAUCUCUGCGCUGCUUCGCAGAUGGUACUAAUCAGAGUUUAGUUAUCGUCUGCACGCAGGCUAAGUGUCAAUACACUUAGCACAAAAGUAUUGACUAGGGACACUCUUUUUUGAUCUCCAACUGGAAAUAAGACUGCCAUUUUACAUGGUCAUCCAAGCAACACGAAGGUCUAGCUACUUGUAAUGCAAAGGGAGUACAUUCAUUUCUCAUUUAUUUUAACCCUUGGACGUACACGCAAAUUCGUACCCCCACCAUAGUAUAAUUCCCAGCAAGAAAAACCAAUCUGUCCUAAACGCAACAAUUAGUUCCCACAAAAAACAAAAAAUCGCCAAUCCGCAAAAAAUAAACUCCUGCAAAAAUUUUGUGCCACAUGGUAUGCUCUUUAUUUUACUCAACAGGAUCUAUGUUAGCCUCUUCAUCGCCACAGCUGAAAUCAUUUGUUAGUACUGAGAGUGGAUUGUGAGUAGUGUUAUUAUUAUAAAACUGCCUGUUAAAUUAUUUAUUUAAAUUUCUUUAUUCUUACCAAGAUUACCCUCAUGGUCAUCAUUAUGUCCUUGAAAUCCUAGCAUAAAUAAUCAAUAUGAGAACCAGUUAUGAUGCGUUUGGGAAUGAUUUUUUUCACUUGCAAAGCCUCAGUCUAAUCCAUUCCUAGUAUACUUCAUUUUUCAAUUUAAAAAAUCACAAACCAGUUGAGCUUUACAAGUGCAUUGUUGUUACAUAAUGACUGUUUUAUUUUCUUGUUUUGACUCCUUAUACAAUUUUUUAGAUUAAAAGGAUCAAGAAAUGUUGCAAUUUCAUCGAGGUUAAAUAUCAGCAAAAGAUUUGCACCAUCUUUCUUUGUCUGUAAGUUUGUGCCUUUUAUGUAACCUUUUAAGUCUCAAGAGUGACCAAAGUCAAUUUUCUCCCAACAAAAUCAAUACAUAAUCAAAGGAAAAUGUUGUGAGAAUCAAUAAAAUAAUCACUUGAUGGGAAAAGCUUUGAUCUGCUAUCAAAUUCUUUUAACCAAUUCUUGCAGGAAAUGUAUGGAGAUCAGUCUGGAGAGUUUGUAUUUAAAUACUGGGGCUUAAAGGGAUAGUGUAAUACCGUAAAAUUCCAAAAAUAAGCCCCUCCUUGUAUAAGCCCCUCCAAAUACAUGUAUGUGCCCCACAAAUUCAUAAUGCAAAAACUCUCCGUUACAUCGCCCCUCCAAAUAUAAGCCCCCUGGGGGGCUUGUACUUGGAAAUUGCCCUCAAAUACAAAGUAAAACAAAGCAAAAACAGUAAAUUUCCUCCCUACUAUAAGGUUAGCCCAAUCAAUUUUAAAACCCAAAUUUUCCUCAGUAGAUAAGCCCCUCCAAAAAUAAGCCCCUUAAAGAGGGCCUUUGAAAAGUAUAAGCCCCGGGGUUUAUUUUCGGAAUUUUAUGUACUGUUUUGCAAUAAUUAAUAUUGCAAAUAUUGCUAUAAAAGAUUGCAAAUGGGCUCCUUGGGCACUUUCACUCGCUGAAUACCAGAGAAAAGAGGCCCUAUCUGCUAGUAGGGAAUGCACAGACCUGAAUUUUGGCAAUAAUGUUUGCAUAUAAAUUUAUUAUCUUCAAUCAGAUUUCAAGUUUUCUACUUUGUUGAAUAGUUUUUGAUUUUUAUAUUUCAUGGUGUGACUAUAUGAAAUUAGCAAUACUUUGAACUAAGAAUAAGGCUGUCAAGGUGUUACUGUUAGAACUAAGCACUAUUGUUGUGUCACAAGCUUUUCCUUUAAACUAUUGUUCUGUCUACAGGUAAUGUAGCCCAGGCCUGUCCUCUAUCGAUUGACGUGGGCUGUGAAGUGAGUGAUGCUUUAGAUGGUAACCUUGGAGAUGAUGAUGGUGAUACUUGGUCUCAGAGUGAUGAUGAACCCUAUCAAGGCGACACCUAACACAGACUCACUGAAGACAAAAAAUUUUGGAUAAAUUGAUUUUAAUGCAGUCAACAAGACAACAGAGCAUUGUUUUAUUCUAUAGACUUGCAACUUUUGUC
Porites lobata is the source of this 2849-nucleotide messenger RNA. Lineage: Eukaryota; Metazoa; Cnidaria; Anthozoa; Scleractinia; Poritidae. The record is from the annotation of a GenBank genome assembly.